Molecule: messenger RNA, 1380 nt
Organism: Perkinsus marinus ATCC 50983
Lineage: Eukaryota; Perkinsozoa; Perkinsida; Perkinsidae
Exons: 13
Coding region: 1-1380 (459 amino acids)
Biological process (GO): ribosome assembly; translation
Cellular component (GO): large ribosomal subunit; ribosome
Molecular function (GO): structural constituent of ribosome
Source: RefSeq, a predicted model, not a curated record
AUGGCACCUCCCAAGCCAUGGCAAGUGCCGUCGUCGUCAACAACAGUAACCCAACCAGCCGAUGCUGACCAGCAGGCUGACCCUCCUGAGACCACUAUCGCGCCCCUGCCGACAUCACCUACGACAAGUAUGUACCCGAGUGGGUACGGCAUGUACGGGGGAGGAGGAGGGGCCACGGGACUGUACGGUGGUGGUGGUGGUCUCUUUGGUGGCUAUGGAGGUGGUCUGUAUAGUGGAGGGGCUUACGGCUACCCUGGUGGGCUUAUGGGAGCCCCUGGACACCAACAGGACCUGUGGUUUACUCAAACGGCAGAGUCCCUCGGUCGAUUCAAUCAGAUGCUAGAGAUGCAUACCAUGUUUUUGGACCAAAUUUACCAUCAUUGUGGUAUGAUAUAUGCACGUGCCGGUGAUCUAGUGUCCUGGCUCAGAGGGGUACUCAACUAUGUGAAGUCGGGCAAGCUGGAGGAGAAGAAUAUCGAAUUGAUAUUAGGUCGACUCGGGCAGUCCCAUCGGACCCCUCAGGAUGAGCUCACUGCGAUCCGACGGCGCGUACGAGUGUUAGCAGGCUUCCUGGGUCGACGCUACAAGUUCUACAUUCCUAGGAGGAACUGGUGGCCAUGGAAGCAGAAAAUAGCGCAUCAACGGCAGGCCAUAUCUCGGAGGAGGAAACACAUAUGGCCACGUUAUAGCGAUCCAGAUGAGCAGAGGGCUGGCGAUAUACGGUCGGACCCGGGACCAUCAGUGCGGUUCAAGGUACAUGACAUGAACUUGUCACUCAAGAGGCUAUGGGUCUAUGGACGUCUUCUCAGGAAAAAGCAGUUGCAGGAUGCGAUUGACUGGAUGGAGGCUCUAUGCCGGCCUAGUGCCAAGCCAGUGAGGGAUCUGCUGUACCGUGCCCGUACGAGAAUGGUAGACCACCACGGGUACGACCCAGCUCGGCUGUAUAUAAGUCGGAUCUGGACCGAACGUGGUCCUAGGGUCAUGAGUAUACACCAACAGAGGGCUGGGUACUACUUUCGGAAGAAGAAACUGCAGAAUAUGAUGCAGUUGGUGGUCCGUGAGAUGCCGAUGAACGAGUACUUCCAUAAAGUAUACAUAAUGAAGGAAGUGCCGAGAUCUGUUACUCUGGAUAUGCGGAUGGCUCUGAGGGACGGCAGAGCCCCUAAGUCCUACGAGAGGGAAUGGGCACCGUACAUUACGGCUGAGUCCAGGAUCUGGCAUCGACGCGGCAUGCAGUUCGAGGACCACAUGCGGAGGUUCGACUACUACCAGACCAGACGGGAGUGGAUCGAUAAGUACGCCAGUAGCUUCCACCGGGAUGAGCAGGAGGCUCGAGAGGCCCGUGGUCUGCCACCAUUGGCCCCGACAGAGCUGUACUGA